Macrosteles quadrilineatus (aster leafhopper) is the source of this 876-nucleotide messenger RNA. RefSeq names its product V-type proton ATPase 16 kDa proteolipid subunit c-like. The record is from RefSeq and is a predicted model, not a curated record. Lineage: Eukaryota; Metazoa; Arthropoda; Insecta; Hemiptera; Cicadellidae. The transcript is spliced from 4 exons. Gene Ontology annotation, molecular function: proton-transporting ATPase activity, rotational mechanism. The coding region runs from base 98 to 586 and encodes 162 amino acids. Gene Ontology annotation, biological process: proton transmembrane transport. Gene Ontology annotation, cellular component: proton-transporting V-type ATPase, V0 domain.
ACUCGAAUCAAUCAAACGAAACACUCGAAAUCAUCAGACGAGCAGAGGUGGCGAGAAGGUUUUCUUCUAUCGACUCUGAGUGAAACAGCUGAUCAAAAUGUCGUCUGGAGAUCAACUUGGUACGCCCGCUUACGCGCCUUUUUUCGGCGCGAUGGGCGCUUCAUCGGCUAUCAUUUUUAGCGCUCUGGGAGCCGCCUAUGGGACAGCCAAGUCAGGCACAGGAAUCGCCGCCAUGUCUGUCCUAAGACCAGAACAGAUCAUGAAGUCCAUCAUCCCCGUGGUCAUGGCUGGUAUCAUCGCCAUCUACGGCCUGGUCGUGGCUGUCCUGAUAGCUGGACAGCUCAAACCGAACUCGUACACCAUCUUCCAAGGGUUCAUCCACCUCGGAGCCGGGUUGGCUGUGGGUUUCAGCGGUUUGGCUGCAGGCUUUGCCAUUGGCAUCGUGGGUGAUUCUGGAGUCAGAGGAACAGCACAACAGCCUCGUCUCUUCGUCGGGAUGAUCCUUAUUCUCAUCUUCGCUGAGGUACUGGGUCUGUACGGGCUGAUCGUUGCGAUUUACUUGUUCACCAAAUCCACAGGAUCAUGAACCAGGAUCUCCAAUCUUAAAGUUUAUAGUGAUAUUAUGUGUAAUAAAUUCAGUGUCCGUCUUCUGUCCUAGCGCCUUCCACGCCGGUUUUACAUGUUUCAUUAACCAUUACGAACUAUGAACAAAAUUUGCGUCCAGAAAGUUAAAAUGUUGAACACGUUUCUCGUUAAACAUGCUUAGGUAAUUACGCUCUCCGAAUUUUAAAUACACAACACAUCAACACUGUAAGGAUUUUUGUGAAUUAUUAUUGUACAGCAUGUUUAUAAUAAAUCUAAAAUUGUUUGUUUUUA